CAAAGAUUUUGUAAAUGGUGGUUCAGUCAAAGCUAAAGCAAACCGAUGUCCAAACCAAUCUUCCAAUCUUUUCUGGACCUGUCAUUGAGUCUGUGUCAUGCAUGCCCCUCCAUCUAUCUCUUGGUCUUGGAAAGCAAGCAUUAGAAAUUGUUGAAAAUGAAGCUCUUGUUUUAGACAAGACCAUUAAAGAGGCAGAUGGAGAGGCAUGCCCAGAACUGGCAGAAGCAUUCCAAAGAAGAGAAACCUUGAACCUUGAGUGCCUUCAACAGCAUCAGCAGUUGGAAGAAAUUAAUGAAGCUAUUAGUAAUGCAGAAGAUGUUCUUCAGUCAUUCUUAAAUGAAACAGCAGCAUUCCAUCAAAAGGAAGGCAGAAGGUUUACAAAUCACACAGUGGAGGCAGUGAAGGCUAGGGAAAAGGCAAGGGAACUUAGAAGAACCAGGGAUAAGCAGCAGGAAAAAGGUAGACAACAUCAGCAACAGUUCAAGGCAGCCCAAGAUGAACUGGCACACAUCAAUCAGAAAAUCAACGUCAUGAAGGGGCCUUUCCAAACAAAAUUUGAUAACACUUUGGAUGAAAUGAACUUGAAGCGUCAGAUUUAUCACAAGGGCGCUUUGGUUGGCAAUGACGUUGCAAAAAUUCUACAACCCAUUCACAUCAAACAAAUUGUUCACAUCUUCAAGCCAAUUGAAAUCAAACUCAAACAUGGGGAAAAGCAGGUCUUUAGCGACCACAAACUUAUGAGCAAAAUAUCAACUCUGCUCACCAAAUUGUCCCAAUGUUUCAAACUUUACUCAGCAAGUACUCCUCUGUGCCCUCAUGAAGUUGCUAUUCUGGGAGCAAGAUGUGCUAGCUUUGGCCACUGGUUUCCAAUAAACUUCCCUAAAACCAACCUGCUUAGGAAAUUCCACGUUCUCACAUUCCACGUUCCUGAGAAAGCCAUCUUAAUGGGGACUGUUGGAAUGGAAGCGGAGCACUGCUCAGAAAGCAUCCACCCAGUGGUCAACAAGCUCGACAGGAUGUACGCAACAACACAGAACACCUGUGAUCGCCUGGCACUGGUGGCCAAAAGUCAGUGGCUCCAAAGCCAAUCUACGUUGACCAACUUCAACAAGCCUAGAAAGAGAAACCAGGGCAAGCUAGUUCUUCAUGAAGAAUAAGAACAAUCACAACUGUUUGUAGUGUCAAACUUAAUGGCCCAUUUUCAUCCUUGAUGUAACAUGGUUGUUUGUUUCUCUUUUGAACUGCGCUACCGCCAAGCAUUAAAUUCUCUGGUACCUAUUUAUACACAUGGGCGAGGAUCUCUCUGUGUGAGAGUUAACCCAACAAAACACAUAGUCACUAGCCAAGCUCAAACCUGGAUUGCUCAAUGCGGAGGCAAGCACACUAAGCAUGAGAACACCAUGCCACCACAAAGGAAGAAAAUGGGCCCUUAAUUAAAACUCUUUGACAACAAAAUAUUAUUUAAAUAAUAUGCCACUUUCACAUUUCCUAUCACAAAUUUUGUUGACCCCUGAAAAUCUGGCAUAACCAUUGUCAUUGGUUCUUGAUGAGAGAGAGAAUGAAACCAAUACUACAAAUAUCCAAAAUAAAUUUCAGGGUACCAAACAAAGUGUAUUAAUAAAAAUGCAAAAUUGACAAAAAAAGACAAUUUAGAUACAUGUAUUUAACUAGACAACUAUAGAGUUUGUUGGGUUUGCUGAGGUUAAAAAUAUUGUAAUUAGGUAAUUUACAUUUCACCUGAAAUUGAACUAAAAGAGAAAAUAUAGGAGGGAACAAAAGGGCUUCAGGGCAGUUUUUGUCUAGCUGGAGUAUGUGUAAACAUGUCGAUGCGGCGAUCAAUUUACAGUUGCACCAGAUAUACAUGUUAGGAACAACUUUUCAAAAUCACGAUUCUUGCAUGUGUGAUGAGCAGCAAGUUUCAUGCUGGAAGGUUUGCCUUUCUGUAGUCUGGAAAGUUUUCAGUUUGAAUUGAGGAACUUCUGUGAAGCUUUAAAUUAUUAAAGUCAAUGCUACGCAGAUAGAAUUCAAUUUGUUUGUGGCCAUGAGUUACAGAUUGCCAUUAAUUGAGCUAGUACCUACAGUGGGAGGCUUAAUUUGGUUUCAGUGAAACCAAUUAUUACAAAGAUGUUGGCUGUAUGCCUAAAGAUCUGGUAGAGAACAUUAAUUUUCUACAUACCAAUGUGGUUGAUUUCCAUAACAGUGAAUUUUGUUAAUGUACACUGUAUUGUUAACUCGUUGGCAAAUUCAUUGCUAAUCAACCCAUGUGAACAAAAGUAAGAACAUCAUUCAAUGUACAACUGAUUAAGAGUACAAUUAUACUAAAAUUUGGGGUUUAAUUUAAUGGUACAUGUAAUGCAAUUGCAUAUUUUAAAUAAUUCUUUUUUUGUAAUGGGUAAAAUAAAGUUUUUUUUUCAAGAGGGUAGGGUAAAAGAUACUGCAAUCGGAUAUUGGUUCUUAGCAAAGUCUGGAUUAUCCUAUUUCUGACCAUGGUCACGGUAACGUGCAGCCGAUGUGUUUGUUGAAAAGGACAACAAUAUUGAGAAAGGGAAAAAAACGAAAAUUGUUUUUUACCAGCUUAGAGUGGGUCUGUGAAGUGAAACACUGUAACCUCUGACUUGAAAGUGCUGCAGCAUUUCAAGACCUCAGUCACAGUUUUUCACCAAACAGACAGACCCUUAGCCCAUAAAUAGCAAUUAUAUUGUGUAUAACCUGUUUAGCCCCCAAACUAUUUCCUUAGAAGACCGUAAGAAAAGCAGGCAAAAUUUGCUAUCCUGGCUAACUGUUUGAAGCAGAACUAUUUUAGCUGCCAACUUUCUCAGUUGCCAACUUACUAGGAAAGAACAAAAGGUAACCACUCCUCACAAAUAAAAAAGUUCACAACUUUAUCAGAAGCCAAUAACAAAAUGGUCAGUGACUAAGUACAAAGUAGAUGUAUAUCUGUUCUCGUUCAAUUUACCUUCGGAUCAAAUUUAAUUUGCCUUUGUUUUUUAAAAUAAACAAUUCUUGGUGGAUAUUAAGUAAAUUUGAACUGAGCCAUACAUGAAGCAUCCAUCGUUGCCAUUGCUAACUGGAACCAAGAAAACACACAUCAAGCUGGUUUUAGAAGAUAUGUCACACGUAAAAAAAUGGUAAUGAACUUAAACAAAACGUAAUUAAGGUACACAUUCUGGUCUAACGCAAGGUUUAAAAAGCACAGAAAAACAAGUUUUUCUUUUUUACAAAUUGAUUUUCUUUUUUUGACAUUUUUUUUUCUCUCUCUUUCCCCAGUUCGCCUUAAGCUCCUCCCUCCUCUGCAACUCUUCCUGAAGUUCACGCUCCUCUUCCUCUGGGGUUCUGAGAUAAAUUUUACGACCAAAUAAUCAAAUUUAACCAAUGAAGUUUUGUUUCAAUCAGUAACCUUACAAAACAAAAGAUUUAAAUGCAGAUCAAGUUUGUACCUUUCAACUUCAUUUUCGUUGAAAACGACGCCCUUUGGCUCACCAAAUUUGGCUGGUCGGCGAAAGUAUGGAUUUCUUAAGAAGGUGGAAAACACAAAUUGUUACCUACUACCAAAAGUUUCAUUUAUAAUCAAAAACAAAUUUAAAUGAUACCUUCGCUUCGACAUCUUCGACACCGGAAGAGGUUUACAUGGAUCAGUAAAUAAGAGUGCCCGCACGUUGCGGCGACAGGAAAGUUCCUGCGCUUUUUGUACACUUCUGCAAAAUGGCGUGUAUUAGUUCGUCUAGUUCGAAUGGAUUCUAUUUCUAGAAUUCAAAAAUUAUUACGCGAAGAAUCUUUAGACACAUUGCAUUACUUGACAAUUGAUAUAUACAGCAAUUAGAACGUUGAAGGUAAAUCAAAGAAGUUAUGAAGUAUGCUUUCUUCGAAUAGGCAAUGCAUGCUUUUCCGCCACAAUCUCGACAUUGAUCAAUCUUUAAGUCGACCCAGGUGAACUCAUGGGGCGUCUGUUGAUCCAUGUUUGAUUUAUUUAAAUAAUAUGAUUAGUUACCAAAACAAAUGUCAAA
Molecule: messenger RNA, 4004 nt
Organism: Orbicella faveolata
Lineage: Eukaryota; Metazoa; Cnidaria; Anthozoa; Scleractinia; Merulinidae
Source: RefSeq, a predicted model, not a curated record